Messenger RNA from Acaromyces ingoldii, 429 nucleotides. RefSeq lists its product as hypothetical. Gene Ontology annotation, cellular component: RNA polymerase I complex; RNA polymerase II, core complex; RNA polymerase III complex. The transcript has 3 exons. Gene Ontology annotation, molecular function: zinc ion binding; DNA-directed RNA polymerase activity; DNA binding. The record is from RefSeq and is a predicted model, not a curated record. NCBI's taxonomy places the organism in Eukaryota, Fungi, Basidiomycota, Exobasidiomycetes, Exobasidiales, Cryptobasidiaceae. The coding region runs from base 75 to 275 and encodes 66 amino acids. Gene Ontology annotation, biological process: DNA-templated transcription.
UCGUGAGGCGCUUAGUUGACUUCCUUCAUCCAACGUCGUAGAGACUGGCUGGUCGUGCAACAGAGACACACGACAUGAGCUACCAAGGCGGACAAGGCGGUUCCUACGGAGGUGGCGCGCCCAUCAGGGCUCAGCCACCCAUGGAGUACAUCUGCGCAGAGUGCGCAUCCAUCAACGAGAUCAAGCCGAGGGAGCCGAUCCGAUGCCGCGAGUGUGGACAUCGCAUCAUGUACAAAAAGCGAACCAACCGCAUGCUCCAAUUUGAGGCUCGAUAGACGCGCUGCUCCAGCAUGUCGCCAUGCAGGAAGCGUAUGCUCUCCGUUUGGCCCCCACCAUCUUGAAAUUGUAUUUAUAGUCCCUGUGGCCAACCCCGGCACUACAUCAUUGUUCAUCUUCGAGUGAUUGAACGUUGAUGGCCCUCGAUGCGGC